Solanum lycopersicum (tomato) is the source of this 1636-nucleotide messenger RNA. RefSeq names its product probable pectin methylesterase CGR3. NCBI's taxonomy places the organism in Eukaryota, Viridiplantae, Streptophyta, Magnoliopsida, Solanales, Solanaceae. Gene Ontology annotation, biological process: pectin metabolic process. The record is from RefSeq and is a predicted model, not a curated record. Gene Ontology annotation, molecular function: methyltransferase activity.
AUGCCUUUGUUUUGCCCUUUUUCCUCAUUAAUUUUCCUCUUAAAGGAAGACACAGCUCGUAGGGUAGCGAGAACCAAAAGAUCCGGAUCCCACCUUCAACCUCAAUAUCUCGUUAUCUACUCCUCUUGAGUUUUCAUCUCAGGGGUUUGAACUCAUAACUUGUGCCUAAUCCACACAUCAUUUGUUGCCCCCUCCCCUACUAGACUAUUGUCGAGGGCACAUUAUGUUUGGAAUGCACUUAAUCAUUGCAACUUUGUGAAAAAAAAUGUCAAGAAGGCCAAAUACCUCUCGCCGUCUUGCAGAUGCUGGGAGCAUUCCGUUUAUCAGUGCCUUUCACCCCAAAUCACGUCCAUCUCCUUUAUUGUCUAUAGGACUUGUGGUUGUGGGAGCAUUGUUGAUUAUUGGUUAUUUGUAUCACGGUUCAGGUGGAGCUGUUGAUGCUUUCAGUAGACAUGAAGGUGGUGUUUCAUGCACAUCAGAACUUCAGAGGGCAUUGCCUAUAUUACAGAAAGCCUAUGGUGACAGCAUGCAAAAAGUAUUGCACGUAGGCCCUGACGCUUGUUCAGUGGUGUCUACACUGUUAAAAAAGGAGGGUACUGAAGCAUGGGGUGUUGAACCCUACGAGUUAGAUGAAACUGAUGAAACUUGCAAGAGUCUUGUUUAUAAGGGAAUAGUGCGAGUAGCUGAUAUCAAGUUUCCUCUUCCCUAUCGUUCAAACUCAUUCUCUCUUGUCAUAGUGUCGGAUGCAGUGGAUUACUUGUCUCCAAAAUAUCUCAACAAGACUCUUCCAGAAUUGGCAAGGGUGGCAGCUGAUGGUUUGAUUGUUUUAUCUGGUUAUCCAGGUCAGCAAAGGGCUAAAGUGGCAGAACUUUCGAAAUUUGGCCGCCCGGCCAAAUUGCGAAGUUCGUCUUGGUGGGUUAGAUUUUUUACUCAAUCCAGCUUAGAAGAGAAUGAAGUUGCAAUCAAGAAGUUUGAACAAGCGGCAAGCAAGAGGUCUUAUCAGCCAGCUUGCCAAAUUUUCCACCUCAAACCACUCCAUUGAAAAAUACUUAUCUUUUUCCAAACAGGUAUUAAGCAUCUGCAGCUGUGUUAAAUUAUCGUUUGCCAAUUGCCACGACAAUCCGGCAUUCCACUUGUGAAGCAUCAGACCUGAAUUAAAAAAAAAAAUUGUUUAAUGUGAACCUACAUGGUUGAUUCAGCAAUUUUGUUGGAGGCAUUCGGUAUAUAUAUAUAUGUAUAUAUAUAUAUAUAUAUAUAUAUAUAUAUUGUUUGUUUUUUGGCACAGGUCAAAGGGGAAAGAAAGGAGGAAUUCCACUUUGGAAAAGAAAAAGGCAGUUCCAAACGAAGGACCCUGGGACAAGCUUCCCGGUGUCCAAGCGUCAAGUCCCGAGGGGCCUGAAAUAAAUAGGCUUAGUUUUUCUUCACUUGAAUCAUAAUUACAAGAAUCUAGAUUUGAGUGAAUCUAGGUUUGAGUAUCGUGUCCUAAGAAAAAAAUGAAUACAUCCCACAGUAAGAGCUUUCAAUCAAUUUGUAUUGCUUGUGCUUGCAGCACACAAGUGAUUUUUUUCUUACAAUCAAUGGUUGAGUUAUUGUGUAAACACGAAACACAGUAAUGUUUGAUUCAUUUUUUGCCCCA